Messenger RNA from Alternaria alternata, 1665 nucleotides. RefSeq lists its product as hypothetical. The coding region runs from base 204 to 1454 and encodes 416 amino acids. Lineage: Eukaryota; Fungi; Ascomycota; Dothideomycetes; Pleosporales; Pleosporaceae. The record is from RefSeq and is a predicted model, not a curated record. The transcript is spliced from 3 exons.
GUUCAGGCAUCCAUUCUUCGACCUUUGUUUCUGCGAUUUCGUCUUGUCCCAGCGACUCAAUUUUGGUUACACUGCUGCCUGAUGAAACCUGGUGACUGGCUGGCUCUCUACGUGGAGAACAGACAUGAGUGAUUUCCGUAUAUAUACUGACCUUGAUCCUUGAUCUUAAGUACCUACAUCCACACAGUCGCCAAUUCCACACCAUGUCUACCUCCCAGCCCCCGAAAUGCUAUCUUCUACGCAUUCCUCGUGAACUGCGUGACGCAAUCUACGCCUACUAUCUCAGUGACGAUGGAUACUAUCACCAACCCGAGUCGAAUACCUUGCGACAUGCUGAUAGAUCAGCCAUCGAUCUCGCGCUGACAUUGAGUUGCAAGCAGGUCGCGGCGGAGAUGAUAGCAUUGCCCUUGAAGCUGAAUGCUGUGGAAUUCAGAACGCACCUGGCACCUAUCGAGACAGCUGGUAUUGGAGAGCGGAAAUGGCUAUUUAGAAAACCUCCACCUCGGGAUCGUCACAGCGACGAUUACUCCGCGCCCCCUUCAAGGGCUGGGCAUUUUCACUUUCUGCUGGCACGCCUACACGACAAGGAGGCAGACGCUUGCGUAAUCGCUUUUAACGCAUAUGGUACUGAGGAACUCGCAAAAUGUAUCUCCGAACGAUUCCCCCAAAGCUGCCUGGGCAAGCAGCUUCAAAAACUACUACCAAAUAAGGUCACAGAAGCUUCUUACUAUGAAGUAAUGGACCGGUUUCGGAAUUCGACAUUCUACGAACGCCAAGCUAUGCAGUUUCUCCUUGAAAACAUAUCAGCUUUUGCUACUCAAGCCAAUAUUGUCAACGAGUCUAAUCACAAGAGUGAGAAUGAAUUCAAGCUCCCACUAGGACCUAUGAGCCGUCAUGCUUCUGAGGUUGUGGCUUCGAGAAUCUCAUCCGUGGAGUGGCCACCUUGGGUAAUGCCUACGGCGUUGCAUAUAUCAAAGUUGCACGAAAUCGUCAACUCUGUAGAUAAGAGCGACCCGGAGCACGGGUACUGUUCAAAUGCGCACAAGCUUAGGUACUACGAAUCAGCUGCCUCGCAAUGUAUCCGCUUUCUCGGAAUGUUAGAACAGGACGCGAGUUUCCGAUUGCGGCAUCUGAUUAUACGCGAAGACCGCAGAUCUUGCACAAAACCACGUUGCCAUGCGUAUGGUCUCAUUCCAUAUCUCAGGGGUCUGCCUCAUCUGCGCGUCGACCAUCACGUUGAUAUGUGGCAUGUCAUCUUUACGACAGAUUACAGUGGACUCGCCAGACUGGGCCUCGACUUGCGAUCCUGGCCAGACCCCCGGUUUAUCCCUUGGUUAUCCAACGCAGUAGAUGAGACCGCUACCUGGAUCAAGGAAGCGAUGCAUUUACGACGCGCCGGUAUGCCUCCUUCUGCCUACCGCCUUCAUCUCGAGGCACCGAUGGAGACCGUUUAGGAUGUCUGGGGUAUCAUCAAGUCGCGCGCAGCCCUUCACCACUUGAUCUCACACCUUCCUGUUCGUAAUAAAUACAGGUCCUUCCGUUGUGACGAUGACUUUGUGUCUUGUGUACGACUCAUUCUGUCUGGAGAUUCCACUGUACAUUUGCCGUGUCCUGUAGGCACUCUGGAAGAAUUUGAAGAAGAGAUUGGUCGUAUAAGCGAGGAUU